Molecule: messenger RNA, 252 nt
Organism: Perognathus longimembris pacificus (Pacific pocket mouse)
Lineage: Eukaryota; Metazoa; Chordata; Mammalia; Rodentia; Heteromyidae
Product: beta-defensin 108B-like
Exons: 3
Coding region: 1-252 (83 amino acids)
Source: RefSeq, a predicted model, not a curated record
AUGAAGCCUGCUAUCCUCCUGGUCUUCAUUCUCUGCCAAGUUCUACCAGUCAGAGGCAAGUUCAAGGAAAUCUGUGAGCGACCCAAUGGCUCCUGCCAAAGAUACUGCAUUGAAACGGAGGUGUAUGUUGGACAGUGUUUAGACAACAGAUUCUGCUGCCUGCCACUUGGCAAGCAUCCCAGGAUCGAGAACACCACCCCCAGGAGCUCUUCAAAAACUCCCUGGAAUCUUGGAGCCCAGAACAUUCCAUGA